AUGGAAUUCGAGGUUUUGGCGAAAUGCAGUACAACGCGUGCACGUGUAUCCCGAAUGAAAUUGGCUCAUGGGGUGACAGUACUUCCUACCUUCAUGCCUGUGGCCACCCAGGCAGCUAUUAAAGGUCUCACUGCUCAGCAAGUUGAAGCACUCGGCAUUUCGUUGAUACUCAACAACACAUAUCAUCUCAAUCUGCGGCCAGGGACAAAGGUCCUGAAGGAAGUGGGAGGUGCUCACAAGUUUCAGGGAUGGAGACAUAACCUGUUGACCGACAGUGGCGGAUUUCAACUAGUAUCGCUCAAUAAAUUUACGAAGAUCACCGAGGAAGGUGCACUGUUUGAAAGUCCAUUCACUGGCGAACCCACGAUGCUUACGCCUGAAGAGAGUAUCUCAAUACAGCACGCUAUUGGAUCAGAUAUCAUGAUGCAGCUGGAUGAUGUAGUCCAUACGCUCACAGAGGGCCCUCGUGUGAGUGAAGCGAUGUGGAGGACGAUUCGGUGGCUAGAUCGAUGCAUAGAGUUCCAUGAAAAAUCUGGCAGAAAGGACAUGCAGAACCUGUUCGCGAUCGUCCAAGGAGGGAUUGAUCCCGUACUCCGAGAUCAUUGUCUGGAUGAGAUGAUCAAGAGGAAGGAUCGCGUCGCAGGAUACGCGAUUGGGGGCCUCAGUGGAGGAGAAGCGAAAGACACUUUCUGGAGAAUUAUCAAGCAAUGUGCAGACAAACUUCCAGAAGACCGACCUCGGUAUUCCAUGGGCAUUGGCUUUGCCGAAGACUUGCUCGUCUGCGUUGCGCUCGGGAUCGAUAUGGCUGACUGCGUCUUUCCCACUCGCACAGCCCGCUUCGGCGUGGCGCUGACUUUGAACGGGCCUCUGAACCUCCGGCUUAAGAAGCAUGCAGCUGACCUACGCCCGAUCGAUGAGUCAUGUCCAUGCCCCACCUGUGCAGAUGGGAUGUCGCGGGCGAUGCUACACCAUUUAGCAACGAUCGAGACUGCCGGUGCUCACGCGCUCACGCAACAUAACAUCGUCUUCCAAGCGCGGGUAAUGGGUGGCGCCCGAGACGCUAUCAUUAAUGGGACUUUCCCUGCCUAUUUGAAGACAUUCUUCGCUAACUACUUCGGGGACGCUGGAUAUCCGGAGUGGUGCAUCAACGCACUUAGAAGCGUCGGCGUCGAUUUGCUUGAGGGCAGGCGAGAUACGAAGGUGGUUCCGGGAGACGGCGCGAAGUGGGAGUACUCCAGUGCAGCGUGA
Molecule: messenger RNA, 1248 nt
Organism: Laetiporus sulphureus 93-53
Lineage: Eukaryota; Fungi; Basidiomycota; Agaricomycetes; Polyporales; Laetiporaceae
Product: tRNA-guanine transglycosylase
Exons: 12
Coding region: 1-1248 (415 amino acids)
Cellular component (GO): cytosol
Molecular function (GO): tRNA-guanosine(34) queuine transglycosylase activity
Source: RefSeq, a predicted model, not a curated record